Acromyrmex echinatior (Panamanian leafcutter ant) is the source of this 1868-nucleotide messenger RNA. RefSeq names its product dual oxidase maturation factor 1 mol (gene mol). Lineage: Eukaryota; Metazoa; Arthropoda; Insecta; Hymenoptera; Formicidae. Gene Ontology annotation, biological process: protein transport. Gene Ontology annotation, cellular component: endoplasmic reticulum membrane. The record is from RefSeq and is a predicted model, not a curated record.
AUUCACGUUCAACAGAAAAUUUGAUUAUCCAAUAUCUAUGUUCCUUAAUGGGACAUUGACAAAGAGAUAUCAAACUUAAAAGAAGAGCAACAGAAGUCGACUCGGAGCGAACAGGAGAAUCAGAUCAGCUGAUUCAAUGUAGACCUUUCUCGUUUAAUCGUUCUUCGUCCCUCUUGCCUUUCUCUCUCGUUCUCUCCCGCCGAUGACCAUCACAGUGACAGCCCCACCCGCGGUGUUACCUUCUCUCUCUCUCUCUCUCUCGCCGUCCUUCUUUGUCUCUUUACCAGGUAAUGCACGAGGUCGUCUGUCGCUGGUGGAAGCCGCUUUCCAAGCGGAGCCUGUUAACCUACUCGGGGUACGAGGCCCCAGUAGUCCCAGUACACUCGCCGCCUUCGGUCCCACAUGUCGCACAGUGCGCGAGUGCGCUUUCAACGCAUGUCGAGGAUUUCGCAAGAAUUUUGGCAACUCCGACCUUGAGUCAAAUCUGCUGGCCGUAGUGGCCCAGAUUCCGCGAACCGGAACUAGCUGAUCCAGGAAGAUGAAGGGAUGGUUCGAUGCCUUUCGCAACGACGGCGGUCCGACGCUCUACAGUUACAGCAACCGCACUCCUGUCACCGGUGAUGUUCCCUUGGUUAUCGUAUUCGUGAUAUUCGGCACCCUGUUCACGGCAUUUCUAGUCAUAUUCCCGGGCGUCAGGAAAGAGCGGUUAACCACAUUUCUCACGGUUACCCUGAGCCUCUUCGUGGGUGCAACGAUUCAAGUGGCGCAAUACGGCUCAUCCUGGCAUACGAGCUCCGCUACCAUUGUCAGCUCUUACAGCGCUUUCUCCAAGCAUAAGGCAACGGCCGACAUAGGCGGUUACAUCGGUUUAAUGCACAUCAAUAUAACAUACAGGCUAUUGCCAAGUAACGAGCAGACGAGCGGUGACGUCGAGUACAAUGAAAGAUUUUGGUGGCGGAGUUCUGGCGAAAUGACCAGUGCAUUCAAACAGGCUCUUCAUCAGGGUGCGCCGUUCCCCAUUGUUUCCUUGGCGGAGUAUUUCAGCCUCCAUCAAGAGGGAUUUUCUUGGGGUUCACGAUAUCGCGAAGCUGGAUAUUAUGCUUCGAUAAUGUUAUGGACUUCCUUUGCCUCGUGGUUAAUGAUGAAUUUGUUACUUAUGGUGGUACCUCGAUAUGGGGCAUACGGCAUGAUUUUCACGGGUUUAUGCAUGUUGUUAACAAACCUGAUCUACACGUCACUCUUACCAUGUGAACCUCUGAUAGCCCACAUUGAGGGUUCGAUUCUUUCUUUCAAUCUCGGCUGGAAUUAUUGGUUGGUGUUGUCAGCUGGUGCUGCGUGCCUCUUUGCGGGACUCGUAAUAACAGCUAUAGACAUGAUCUUCCCUCAUCAAUUUUCGACCAUACUCGAGGUCGACUACGACACGCCGUAUGAUAGGCACGUCAUUAUAGAGGAGAGUUUCGAUACGCGUAACGUUAGGCGGAAAGUCCCCAAGAUUGAAGAUUCGUUCGGCGAUCGAAUAAUGAGUCAACUGUCAUCUAAACUUCAAAGUAGACAUGCCGUUAAAGAGGAUACCGAAGGUGUCAUUAAUCGGGGCUAUACGUCGCACGAAUUGUCCGAAUUCCCGCAAGAAAUUGGUGAUGAAUCUAGCAAGAGUAAUUGGUCGUAUCCAUUCCCGCCAACCUCACGCAGAACCAUUAAUGCCUAAUAUAUUUCUCAAAUGCUACGGACAAUUACGAUACUCAUCGACUUUCCUAAACUAUUAAAAAUACUUAGAUAGGUAUUUUAUUUUAUAGGUAUUUUUAUUUUAUGAUUAUUUAAUAUUAUUUAAUAAAAAAAAUGAAUCCAAGACAUCUCUGACUUGAAUCAUA